Messenger RNA from Vidua chalybeata, 2094 nucleotides. RefSeq names its product G protein-coupled receptor 3 (gene GPR3). Gene Ontology annotation, molecular function: G protein-coupled receptor activity. Lineage: Eukaryota; Metazoa; Chordata; Aves; Passeriformes; Viduidae. The transcript has 2 exons. Gene Ontology annotation, biological process: G protein-coupled receptor signaling pathway. The coding region runs from base 255 to 1241 and encodes 328 amino acids. Gene Ontology annotation, cellular component: membrane. The record is from RefSeq and is a predicted model, not a curated record.
UCGGCGCUAUAACUCGGCGGCGCCCAUGGCAGCGGCGCCCCGGCCGGGCAGCCCAGCGCAGCCCGGGCCCGGCAUCCCGACAGAAAAAUCCCCUCGGAGCAAACAGCCAGCACGCCCUCAACCUCCACUGCUCUGCCCACCCUCCUGAAGACAACUUCUGGGGGCAGGCAGUACUGCCCAGUCUGGGUGGCACAGGGGCAGCUGGUGGACAGCAGGUGCUGAGGGGCUGCUCUUGCAGGUCACCCUCCGCCAUCAUGAUGGAGAAAGGGCCCCGCAACUCCAGCGAAGGCCAGCAAGGCUGGUUCUCAGCCAGGAAUGGCAGUGGCAGCUCCUUGGAUCUGGAGUCUAUGGUGCAACCCCUUGCCUUGAACCCAUGGGACGUUGUCCUCUGCAUCUCGGGGACCAUCAUCUCCUGUGAGAACGCCAUUGUGGUGGUGGUCAUUUUCUACACCCCGGCUUUCCGCGCCCCGAUGUUCCUCCUGAUCGGCAGCUUGGCCACAGCCGACCUCCUGGCAGGUGUGGGGUUGAUCCUACACUUUGCCUUCGUGUACUUCAUCCCGUCGGAAGCGGUCAACCUGCUCACCGUGGGGCUCCUGGUCACCUCCUUCACGGCCAGCAUCAGCAGCCUGCUGACCAUCACCAUCGACCGCUACCUGUCCCUCUACAACGCCCUAACCUACUACUCGGAGAGGACGGUCACCAGGACUUACAUCAUGCUGAUCCUCACCUGGGGAGCCUCCAUCUGCUACGGGCUGCUGCCCGUCAUGGGCUGGAACUGCCUGAAGGAGCCCUCCGCCUGCAGCAUCGUCAAACCACUGACCAAGAACCACCUCAUCAUCCUCUCCGCCUCCUUCCUCACGGUGUUCGCGGUGAUGCUCCAGCUGUACGUGCAGAUCUGUAGGAUUGUGUGCCGGCACGCCCACCAGAUCGCCGUCCAGCGGCACUUCCUGGCCAGCUCCCACUACGUCACCACCCGCAAGGGCAUCGCCACCCUGGCCGUCAUGCUGGGCACCUUCGCGUCCUGCUGGCUGCCCUUCGCCAUGUACGGGCUGCUGGGGGACUGCAGCUCCCCGGCCCUCUACACCUAUGCCACCUUGCUCCCUGCCACCUACAACUCCAUGCUGAACCCCAUCAUCUAUGCCUUCAGGAACCAGGAGAUCCAGAAAAUGCUGUGGGCAGUGUGCUGCGGCUGCUUCUCCUCCAUGCUGCCUUUCCGCUCCCGCUCCCCCAGUGACGUCUGAUGUGCCCCCCCCCGGCAUCUUUUACUUACCAAUUCCAGCUGGGGGAUUUGCUUUGAUUCCCCCUUUUCAUUCCCAGAGGCACAUUGCAGGAGCUCUUGGAAUCAAGCAGCUCUUCCCAGCCUCAUCCUUUUUGGGCACAACCCCUUCUUUUCCUCUAUUUUUCCACUUUUUGAAUGUAGAGAAAGACGUAUUUUUUAUCUGUAAUAUAAUCUAUAUUUAUGAGUGAGAGAGAGGGGGCUGAUCCUCAUAUUUCUUUAAAACUAUUUAUGAUGCUUUAUUUUUUUAAGGGUGGGGAAACACCAGGAAUGUUCAUCCCCCUCUUGUUUUUUUUUACAACCUUUUCAUUUACCUCAGAUAGUCAAAAUAUAUUUUAUACAUUUGGAGAAGGGGAGGAGAGAUUCGUUGCCAGAGGAGGAGGGACUCAACCCCCUCCCCCCCUUCUCCCAACGAUCCAUUUAUUUAUUUAUUGGUAUUUGAAUUGUUAUUUAAUUUGAUUUCCAUGCCUCCCUCCCGCCGCCCAGCACUGGGCCCUGCUGCCCUCUAGUGCUUGCUGCCUUCAGGAGGGGGGCUGCCGGAGGCUCUGCACCCCCAAACCCACAAGUUUUGGGGUCCUCUGUGUGCUGCCACCCCACCUCAUGGCACCCAGGGCUCCCCCUGCCAAUGCCUUUCUUUGCACUGGGAUUGGAUUUGCACAUUUCUGGGCUGGAGAGAUGGAUGUGAAGGGGGCCCCUUGUGAAGGGGACCCCUGGGAUGGGGAUCCCCUGGGAUGGGGACCCCCUGGGAUGGGGACCCCUCUGGACGGGGACUUCUCAAUGGGUCAGGGUGGGGGGCUGCUUCUUGUUUACAACUCUGG